Acaulospora colombiana is the source of this 1758-nucleotide messenger RNA. Lineage: Eukaryota; Fungi; Glomeromycota; Glomeromycetes; Diversisporales; Acaulosporaceae. The record is from the annotation of a GenBank genome assembly.
AUGUUUAAAAAGCCAUUAGCGAGCAUUAAGCCCUAUUCUCCUUUACGAAGUUCCGAUCGUCGCAAAUUCCGGGAAGAAUUGAUUAGGCGUUAUCCAACACUUGAAAAUGGGGAGAGUGAAGAGAACAAAAGCAUAGUCCCGGAGCAUGUAGAAAAGGCCAACGUAAAAACCCAUAAUGGUUACACCGGAGUGCUCUAUGUCGAUGAAUCUAAACAUCCUUUGUGGAUCAGAUUGGACAAAGACAAGAAUGAAUUUUUGGUUCCUAGCGUCUACACAUUGUGGCGCAACCCCAGUAUCCUCCCAAAGAUACCCACGUUUCCGGCCGUAAUCUCAAAGUUGGAAAAUGGCGCAAAUCUGAUGAUUCCAGGUAUUGCUUUUCCAACAGAAAGCUUGCCCGAUGUUAAAGAAGGUGAACUUGUGUCUAUUAUUAUCAGAGAUUACAAUGCACCUUUAGCUGUGGGUAUCAUGGAUGUUCCUACUAACUCUCUUGAACGAGGGUCGACGCGUAAAGGAGUUGCCGUCAGCAUAAUUCACAUUUACAAAGAUCAAUUGUGGAGCAUGGGUGAUAAAUCAUCGCCGCCUGAUAUGGAGGAGGGAGUUAAAAUCGAUUCUAUUGUUGAGAAACAAAUAAAGGAUGAGGAACAUGAACAGGAUGAGGGGCAAGAACGGGAACAGAGAUCCGCUACCGAAGUAGAUACUGAUUUUAUCAUCUCCAACGAAGAAGAAGAAGCAGCGAUCGAGCAAACAGCUAGAUAUACCACAGCAGAGGUCGAUGAUUUGUUGCAGGCGUCCCUUUAUCAGGCUCUCACAGAAAAAUUAACAUCAUCGGUGUUGCCCAUUACAAGUUCGCAACUUUAUUCGGAGUACAUACUUCCAUCACGACCCAUCGGGACCGAAAAGGACGUAGACGUCAAAAAGUCAAGCUACAAACAGGCAAUGGAGAAGAAGGGUGUCAUCAAAUUAAAAAGUCAACGGGGUGAAACAUUUUUAAUAAGAGUAGACCGGGAUAAUGAGGAACUCAAAAAUUUUCGAUCUCAUAAAACUGUCGAGAAAGCGGCUAAACCUCACGCUUUAGAUGAAGAAAAUAAACUAUCGAACUCAAAUAACACCGCAAGUGAAAUUCAGAUUGCAGAAGUUUACAAGCCGAAGGGUGCUGUUGCGGAGCUUUUCGAGAUUCAAGGGAAAAGUAAGGAAGGGAUCUACGAUUUUCGAGAAAUACGACAAACGGUUCUGGGCUAUGUAAACUCUCGGGACCUUGCAGACAAACGCAAUCGGAGAUAUAUUACUCUCGAUGAAAAUCUACGCGAAGUCCUCGCCGACAAGAAAUUUGAGGAUCCUUUACCUGAUAAAAUGACGCAGGAUGAUUUAUUCCAACAUAUAAGAGAACGAAUGGAAGAAUACCAUUCAGUCACUUUUCCGGGGAACGAUCCUGAAUUGAGGAAGGGAUCACCGAAGCAUCUACAGAUUUUGGAGGCGACUCGUUCGGGCAAUAAGAUGGUCACAAUUAUUCGGGGUUUAGAGGAUUACGGUAUUAAUCCCGAUGAUUUGGUUGAACCUCUCAAGAAGUUGUGUGCAAGUAGCGUGACCGUUAGCACGACGCCUCAAUCAUCACCGAAGAAACCCCUAUAUGAGGUCACGAUUCAGGGACCUCAGACUACAUCUGUUAAAGAGUAUUUAAUCAACACAAAGGGUAUUCCUAAAAAAUAUAUCACAGCAACACCAGCGAAAAAAGGUAAAGGUAAUAAAGGUGGUAAAUAA